Drosophila rhopaloa is the source of this 7703-nucleotide messenger RNA. RefSeq lists its product as uncharacterized. Gene Ontology annotation, biological process: cell surface receptor signaling pathway; DNA integration. The record is from RefSeq and is a predicted model, not a curated record. Gene Ontology annotation, molecular function: transmembrane signaling receptor activity; zinc ion binding; nucleic acid binding. NCBI's taxonomy places the organism in Eukaryota, Metazoa, Arthropoda, Insecta, Diptera, Drosophilidae. Gene Ontology annotation, cellular component: membrane. The transcript has 5 exons. Bases 1 to 6327 code for a protein of 2108 amino acids.
AUGGAUCAAUUAAAGCUUUUGAAGGCAGCAAGAAGCCGUGCGAAGGCAAGUAUUACGCGCUUGCUAACGGCGUCACAAGAUCCACGUGCGGGAUCAAACUGGGAAAUUGAUGAAAUCACAGUCUCAUUGGAAAGGCUCAACAACGUUUGGAAGGAGUUUGAGACCAUUAGCGAUCAAAUGGCCCUUUAUGAAGAAAAUGAGGGGUAUGUCGAUCCAGCCAUCGACAACGAGAGAUACGAGGAUAAGUACUUGCAAGCAAACACAUUGUUUCACACCAUCAAACGGCGCUGUCAAUCAUCUAAUGAGAGCGACAGAGAAGGCAGCGGCGGUAGGCAAUCUGGCAACCUUGGCGAUGCCGCAUCAAGUUCAUCUGGAUGGGGAAACGAAAGCCUGGCUCGUUUUCUACAACAACAACAGGAACUGAAUGAGCGUUUAGCUGAGCAACAAUCAACGUUUUUGAGGGCAAACUCGGCAGCAAAUGUAAUGCACAACGAACUGCCAAAAAUUCACAUCAAAGUGUUCACUGGUGACUACAAGGAGUGGCCAGCCUUUAAAAACAUCUUCGAGAGUACGAUCCAUAGCAAGCAGCAUUUGACAGCAAUUCAAAAGUUCCACUACUUAAAAACGUAUAUUACGGGAGAAGCAUCUGAUUUGAUUCGUCAUAUGCCAAUAACGGAUGCUGCGUACGAGGCUGCUUGGAGUUGCCUAAUUGAUCGAUACAACAGACCACGUCACAUUGUCAACACUCUGCUGGAAACGUUUGUGAAUCUCCCUUCGACAUCCAAGGCAGACGUUACAGUUCUGCGCAAGGUGACCGACGGAGCCACGGAGAUUGUACGAGGAUUGGAUGCAGCAGGGCAAACUAACAGGGACUGCUGGAUCAUACACUUCAUUCUGGCCAAGAUCGACGCUGAAACUCGACGCAAAUGGAUUGAGGGAAGCCGGGAACUUGAAUCUCCGUCUGUGAAUGAUUUACUCAAGUUUUUAGACCGACGCUGCGAGGAAUUCGAGCUCAGCAAAAGUGACUCGGACAUCGACUUCAAGGGUGGCCCACAACCAAGCAAAGCAAAGCGUUCGUCACACGCUUUAGUAUCGAUGGAAGAAAAUGCUUGUGCGAAAUGUAACUCCAAGGAGCACAAAAUCUACGGUUGCCCAAAGUUUGCUGAAGCAUCCAUCGAGCAGAGACGCACAUUUGUUAAGGCAAAAUCAUUGUGUUUCAACUGCCUUAAGCAUGGGCAUGUAUCACGCAAGUGUGAAUCCAAAUUUACAUGCAGGUUUUGCCAUAAUCGCCACCACUCUCUCCUACAUGUAGAUAUUUCUGGAUCGCAAGCCGCUGUGACCACGACACAGCCACACACUGAUGAAAAGCACAUCUCAAGCGCUCCCGAAGAGGCUGCGGGGACCAUCAGCCAUAUUGCUCGUGCGCAAGUGGCUCCCACAGUUGAGUCCUUGUGCAACGGAUCAACAACGGCUACACGGCCCCAAGGGCUAAGGAAAAGUGCAUUGCCAACAGCUCUGGUGUUUGUUAAAAACGCACAAGGAUCGCACACUACAUGUCGGGUACUUUUGGACAGUGGUUCGGAACUGUCGUACAUCUCAGAGAGGUGCGUACAGGCACUUGGUCUGUCACGCUCGCCCUCACGCAUUUUGGUGUCUGGAAUUUCAUCGAUCAAGGCAGAGACAACUAGAGGCUGCAGCACACUGGACAUGCAGUCAAGGAUCUCCGAUCAUACAAUGAAGGUACGUGCACACGUACUCAGCAAAAUUACCUCCACGUUAGCAAGACACGAUAUCGACGCCUCAGCACUCAAGGUAUUCGCUGGCUUUGAGCUUGCGGAUUCUAACUAUCAAUCGUUGGCGCCAGUCGAUAUUCUCUUGGGCAGUGAUUACGUUUGGACCGUGUUCACCGGUCAAAAGAUGUUCGACGUUCAGGGCAACAUCAUCGCCAUUUCGACCAUUUUUGGAUGGGUCAUAACAUCUAUCAUCACUACCGGCUAUUCAUCCACAACAACAAUGCACACGGCUAUUGACAUUGACUCAACUCUUCGGCGCUUUUGGGAGCUGGAGGAUGUCAACCAGGAAUUCCAUGGAAAACCAGAGGACGACGAAGUUGAACAGCACUUUGUGAAAACACAUUCUCGGGACUCAAAGGGGCGUUACAUCGUCGAACUUCCUUUCAAAAACUCCAACGAACAGUUUUCGGAUACAUUACAAGGAGCACUUGCAAGAUUCAGGGGUGUAGAACGCCGCCUAAAGAAGGACCCCGAUCUGCACUCACAGUACGUACAAUUUAUGCGUGAGUACCUACAGUUAGGUCACAUGCGGGAAUUAUCACCAGGAGACAUUGACAAAGGGCCAAAUUUUUACUUGCCUCAUCAUCCGGUAAUUACCCAAAAGCUAAGGGUAGUAUUUGACGGCUCAUUCAAGGAUACGUAUGGAAAAUCCUUAAACGAUGCUCUACACAUUGGACCCAGCAUUCUUCGAAACCUCUUCUUGAUUUGUAUGCGUUUCAGAAUGUACAAGUUCGUCUUUUCAGCAGAUAUUGUCAAAAUGUAUCGACAAAUCUUUGUGGCUGCCAACCAUUGUUGCUAUCAGCGUAUUGUUUGGAGAGAAGACGAAAGCACACCUAUCAAGCACUAUGAGCUUUCCACGGUAACAUACGGCACGUCUAGUGCACCAUUCUUGGCAGUGAGAGUCCUGGAUCAGUUAGCUCACGACCACCAACACGAGUUUCCCACAGCUGCAAGGAUCUUGAAGGAGCAAUUUUAUGUGGACGACGUACUGACAGGAGCACACACAGAAGAAGAGCUAAUUCGCAAUCAAAAAGAGCUGAUCCAAUUAAUGAAAUGUGCAGGCAUGGAACUUGGCAAAUGGGUUUCCAAUUCAUCACGUAUCACUGACCGAGCUACUUCUACAACCGAGGUACAAGACAAAGGAUCCAAUCCUACAGCAAAGGUUCUUGGCAUUCAUUGGAAUCCAGAAGAGGAUACGUUAUCCUACAAAGUUUGCCUUACACCAAACCCGGACAACACCAAACGCCAAGUGCUUUCUGACGUGGCACGCAUCUUUGACCCGCUGGGUAUUCUGUCGCCAGUGGUGGUGCAGCUUAAAAUUUUGUUUCAAGAAUUGUGGUUACUGGAUCUCGGCUGGGACACGGAGCUUCCUCCAAAAAUUACUGACUGGUGGAACAAAUGCCGUAACGACUUAUACAUACUUCAAGAACUACGCCUGCCACGAUUUGUAGAAAACAAUGGGGAUCACAUCGAACUGCAUGGAUUCUCAGAUGCCUCCAUUAAGGCAUAUUCCGCAGUCAUCUACAGCAGAGUGGUACGAGCAGAUGGCACCGUAUCUGUUUCACUCAUAGCGGGAAAAACCAGAGUAGCUCCGCUGAAGCAGCAAUCCUUACCGCGUCUCGAGCUCUGUGGCGCUUUGCUACUCAGCAGACUAAUAUUAUCAGUCAAGGAUUCUCUGCAACACAAGAACAUCAAAAUACACGCAUGGUGUGAUUCAACCAUAGUUUUGGCUUGGCUUUCACAUCCACCAUCGAAGCUCAAAACAUUUGUAGCAAACAGGUCUUCAGAAAUACUCGACGCGUUGCCGCGCAGUUCAUGGCAUCAUGUAAACACAAAGGAGAAUCCGGCGGACUGCGCCACACGAGGAAUGCUUGCUGCAGACCUUCUCCAUUUCGACUUAUGGUGGAUGGGACCUUCAUGGCUGCAAGAUCCAGAAAAGCUUUCGGUAAAGUUGAGCUGUACAAAGUUCCGUUCUUCCCUUUCAGAUAAUCCUGGCAAGGAAGAAGUCAAGUCCACCGCAUUAACCACUCAGCAAGGCGGCUCAUUUUCACCAAUCGAAGCGUUGACUCAGCGGGUCUCGUCCUGGACAAAACUGGUUCACGUUGUAGCUUACGCAUUACGCUUCAUCCAAAGGACCAGGGCCAUUAAAACUGUAGCGCUGACAAAUGGGGCAAGACUCACCUAUGAAGAGAUUCAGGCUGCUCGCAUUCUUUGCCUGCAAGAGGCUCAGAAAUGCUUCAUGGAGGAUCGUAAUCUUCUGGCGGAAAAUAAACAACUUCGCAGCCGCUCCCAGUUGAUCAAGCUCUCACCGUUUGCCGGCAAGGAUGGCCUCCUUCGAGUUGGUGGACGCUUGGGCAACUCACAAUUACCAGCUGACGUCAAACAUCCUAUAUUGCUUCCGAAAUCGCACCGCAUCACAAGGAUGAUUUUGGAACACGAACACAUUGCAAAUCUACAUCCAGGAGUGUCUGCUUUGUUUGUAAUUACGCGUCAAAAAUAUUGGAUUUUCGGCGCGCGUAACCUAAUAAGGAACCUGGUACACAACUGCAUAAAGUGCUUUCGCCAACGCAAUAUCACCGAGCACCAAUUCAUGGCCGAUCUACCAGGGAUUCGUAUAACGGAGGCUCUACCCUUCCAGCACUCAGGCUGCGAUUACGCUGGACCAUUCAUCCUCAAGGAAAGGAGAGGGCGCAAUCCCCGAAAAACUAAGGGCUACAUAUGUCUCUUCGUCUGCCUUGUAACAUCCGCCAUACAUUUGGAACUGGCCACCGAUCUUAGCACAGACACAUUCCUGGCAUGUCUUCGGCGUUUCAUGUCCCUUCGAGGAAAAUGUUCGCAAAUCUUCAGCGACAACGGCACGAAUUUUGUUGGUGCCAAACGGGCUCUAGAUGAGAUGCAGCAACACCUAUCUUCGCAGGAGCAUCAACACACCGUAACUCAAUCGUUGGCUAAUGAUGGAAUUAAGUGGAGUUUCAUACCUCCCCAUUCGCCACAUUGGGGAGGGAAGUGGGAGUCAUCAGUACGUUCAGUUAAAUUACAUCUGAGACGCGUUGUGGGAAAAGCCGUUCUAACCUUUGAACAGAUGCAAACUCUGAUUGUUCAGAUCAGUGCAGUGGUAAACUCAAGACCGUUAUGCUACACACCUGACACUGACCUCACCUACUUGUCUCCGGCCCACUUUUUAAUUGGCCGCCCAUUCACAACAGUUCCAGAGGGUGAUCUAACUCAUUUGCCGAUCAAUCGCUUAGACUACUGGCAGCAUUUACAAUCAAUGUACCAGGGCUUUUGGAAGCGCUGGCACCAGGAAUAUUUAACAUCGCUGCAGCAACGUCAAAAGUGGAACAACAAGGAACAUAACAUCGCAGUCGGCAAUGUAGUCCUGGUAAAGGACUCAAAUCUCCCACCCGCAGCUUGGAUUCUCGCCCGUGUAUUGGAGGCUCAUCAUGGACCAGAUGGACUUGAUCUCCAUGACUGCGGAGCCCCAUGUCAUGCCAUGUUUUUCCCGGAGAGAGAAAGGACGGUUCUCCGAUAUUGGGUUGGAUCCUGGGCAGCGGUCUGCGUUGCCAGCUGCUUGUUUACGGUGCUCACGUUCCUGAUUGACUCGUCGCGUUUUCGGUACCCAGAACGGGCCAUCGUCUUUCUGGCCGUCUGCUACCUGGUAGUUGGAUGUGCCUACGUGGCGGGAUUGGGGGCGGGUGACUCCGUCUCGUGCCGGGAACCAUUUCCGCCGCCCGUCAAGCUCGGGCGCUUGCAGAUGAUGUCCACCAUCACCCAGGGCCACCGCCAGACCACGUCCUGUACGGUUUUAUUCAUGGCACUCUACUUUUGCUGCAUGGCGGCCUUUGCGUGGUGGUCGUGCCUGGCAUUCGCCUGGUUUUUGGCCGCCGGCCUCAAAUGGGGCCACGAGGCGAUUGAGAACAAGUCGCACUUAUUCCACCUGGUUGCCUGGGCGGUUCCCGCCCUCCAGACCAUCUCCGUGCUGGCCCUGGCCAAAGUUGAAGGCGACAUUCUCUCUGGCGUUUGUUUCGUGGGCCAGCUAGACACACACUCCUUGGGGGCCUUUCUGAUCCUGCCCCUCUGCAUAUAUCUCUCGAUCGGAGCGCUGUUCCUGCUGGCCGGAUUCAUAUCACUCUUCCGCAUCCGGACCGUGAUGAAAACGGACGGGAAGAGGACGGACAAACUGGAGCGCCUGAUGCUGCGGAUCGGCUUCUUCUCCGGGCUGUUCAUCCUGCCCGCCGUGGGAUUACUGGGUUGCCUGUUCUACGAGUACUACAACUUCGACGAGUGGAUGAUCCAGUGGCACCGGGACAUCUGCAAGCCCUUCUCGAUUCCGUGUCCGUCGGCCAGGGCGCCGGGCUCGCCGGAGGCACGGCCCAUCUUCCAGAUCUUCAUGGUCAAGUACCUCUGCUCGAUGCUGGUGGGGGUCACGUCCAGCGUGUGGCUCUACUCCAGCAAGACGAUGGUCAGCUGGCGGAACUUUGUGGAGAGGCUGCAGGGCAAGGAGCCCAGGACGCGGGCGCAGGCGUACGUCUAGUAUGAGACGGGUCCGGCGGGCGGGGCCAAGUCCGCGCCCCUCACUCCCGAUCCGGAGGCGGCGAACGAGAGUUACUUAGAGUUUAGCACAUAGACACCCUCCCCAGAUACAACCAUAGGCCCAAAAGCAGUCGUAGUUCUUAGUGGCUUUGUAUAAAGUUCAUCACCUAUGUCCGGAAACACAAGAAAAAAGAAGAGAAAAUCAAAAGUUGACCCUAGGCUAUUGUUUGAAUUUGAAAUAUAUUAGUUGAUACGGAAGCAAGCUUGUUGAACCAAAACUACGCAUAUAAGUUGAGACUCUAGCUCUAAGUCGAGUUGUAUUCUGUACGAUUUCCUUGCUUUCGUGCUAUACGAACUUAAGCAUCUACGAUCUUUCAUUUUUGACGCAAGUUCUAAGUUAGGUUCUGAUUUUUUGAAAGCUUUAAAUGUACCCUACAAUUAAUGUACGUACAUAUAUAAAUAGUUAUAUGCGCAUAUAGAUAUUAUGAUUAUGAUAUGAAUGUUAGGCAUUAAAGGGAUGUGAGCACCGACUGCUCUACUGGGGGUUCUAGAAAACAAGGCUUCAAUUUAAAUUCAUUAGUCACAGAGCAAAAUAAUUUCCACCUACACACAGUAAUUAUGCCCAUAUAUAGUAUACCGUACAACCCAUACUUAAAACAACUGCAGUUCGAGGCUCACAUCUAUGCUUCAUCUAUGUAUAAACAAAAAGGAAACCAUAAACUAUAUAAAUGUAUUAUGUAGCAAUAAAUGUCCUCCAUGUGCUAAACUUAAUGCAAAUACGAUUAUUAUAAUUAUAGCUGUAACUCUAACUGUAACUGUAAUUCUAACUGUAAUUGUAUAUUUGUUGAACUAAUUAAUUCUAAACGCAUAAUGAAAUAAUUUUUAAUUCAAUUUUUAAAUGACGUUGUAGUCAUAGCACUUAAGUGAACAAACAAACAAAACACGCAAAAAUUUUGUUGCCACUUUAUGGAAAUUUUUCCCCUCACCCCCACUAAAUAAGAGUUGAAACUGCCAUUUAAAUAUUUGUAGACACAUGAAAAAUCACCGAAAGUAAGAGAACGGCACACUGCAAUGUUGGCGCGUUGUUGAGCAUUUGUUUUCAGCGCAUUUAACUGAGUCCUUAAAUUAAAUUGGCACUAGAAGUUCGUCAAAUGUAUGUCCAAGCCAGAUUUUUGUAGCAUUUAAGCUGAUGGAAAUGCAUAUUAAUUGUAGCAAUUAACGAUAGUCGGUGUAACAUAGCGAGUGCCCAGCGGCAACCGAACAAUUGUAAGUGUAUAAAACAAACAAAAACAUACGGAACACCAUGGAAGCAUCCAAUGGCAAACACAAACGGAAAAUGCAAAAAUAAAACCUUAUUUUAUUGUUAAAGACUGAAAA